AUGGGUAAGAAUUAUGUAGAUGAGGUGCUAUGUGAUGUUGUUGAGAUGGAUACAUGUCAUUUAAUUUUGGGAAGGCCAUGGGUGUGGGAUGUAGAUGUUACUCAUAGAUGUAGAGACAACGUGUAUGUAUUCUUUAAGAAUAACAGGAAAAUUUUCCUUGGUCCUAUCAAGGAGGGCGGUGUACCCAAAGCUUCUAAAGUGGAGGGGAAGUCGUUGCUUCUUCUGGGUAACAAUGAGGAUGCAUUUGACAAGGAAGCUAGGGAAUCAAAGCAGGUAUUUGCAGUUGUGGUGACUGAUGGUAGACCCAAAGUAGUGCUUGAAAUACCAGUAGUAGUGCAACCAUUACUUAAGGAUUUUGGGGAACUAUUUCCAGAUGAGCUGCUUUUAGGAUUGCCAUUGAUGUGUGACAUUCAACACCAAAUUGAUUUGGUAGCCAGCCUACCAAACUUGCCACAUUACCAGAUGAAUUCGCAGGAGAGCCAUAUCAUGCAAGGUCAGGUGGAUGAAUUGCUUAGUAAAGGACAGAUUAGAGAAAGCAUGAGUCCACGUGCAAUACUUGCCCUAUUGACACCCAAGAAAGAUGGAAGCUGGCGCAUGUGUGUGGAUAGUCAAGCCAUCAACAAGAUUAUAGUCAUGUAUUGA
This is a messenger RNA of Quercus lobata, 642 nucleotides long. RefSeq lists its product as uncharacterized. The record is from RefSeq and is a predicted model, not a curated record. The coding region runs from base 1 to 642 and encodes 213 amino acids. The transcript has a single exon. Lineage: Eukaryota; Viridiplantae; Streptophyta; Magnoliopsida; Fagales; Fagaceae.